GUUUGUUGUGUGAUGACCAGAGAACAGAAUGAAGUGAAGAAUCACUGCCAGAGUCGAGGUUGGACGAGUUGCUCCUUCAUCUCCGUCUUAGCAACCGAAUUAUAUUACAGAAUCAUCCCCUCUCUCUCCCCAACGGCCAUGACAUUGUACUCCAUGAAGAGAAAGAAGCAACACGCUGAUAAACUAACCAUCCUCGGCCUCCUUAUAACCAAUUUCCUGCGCCGCCACUACCUCCACCGCAUUCUCGUUUCCGCCGUCUCCGCUUGCCUCCUGCUGCUCUUUGCCACCUUCUCCCUGCUCGCUCCCUCUCCCGUGCAUCAUCUUUCUCCGUUUAAUGACAAAGUCGGGCCUCCGUUGAACUCCCAUCGGGAGUUGGUGUUUCAUGUUCCAGCCAAUGGAGGUAGUUUAGGUCGUGAUAUAUGGAGUUCGACUCACUCGCGCCUUUACUAUGGCUGCAGCAAUGCUAGCGAUAGGUUUUUAAAUGCUAAUACCAAAACACAUCCAAAUCGAUACUUGUUGAUCGCCACCAGUGGAGGAUUGAAUCAACAAAGAACAGGGAUUACAGAUGCUGUUGUAGCAGCAUAUCUUUUGAAUGCUACUCUGGUUACUCCUAUGCUAGAUCAGCAAUCUUUCUGGAAAGACACAAGCAACUUCGCUGAAAUAUUUGAUGUGGACUGGUUUAUAUCAUUCCUUCGGGAUGAUGUUAGAAUUAUUAAGCAGCUGUCAAAUGAGGGAAGGAAAUCGGUGAUUCCAUAUUCAAUCCGUGUUCCAAGGAAAUGCACUCCUGAGUGCUAUGAGGAUCGUGUUUUACCUCAUCUUGUCAAGAGGCAUGUUGUUCAGCUCACUAAGUUUGACUACAGACUUUCUAAUAGGUUGGAUGCAGAUCUUCAAAAGCUGAGGUGCCGAGUUAACUACCAUGCUCUUAAAUUUACUAAGUCUAUCCUAGGAAUAGGAAGAUUAUUAGUUGAACGGAUGAGAAUGAAAAGCAAGCAUUUCGUUGCUCUACAUUUGAGGUAUGAACCCGACAUGCUUGCAUUCUCUGGAUGCUAUUAUGGCGGGGGAGAAAGGGAAAGAAGAGAACUUGGUGCAAUUCGGAAGAGAUGGAAAAGUUUACAAGCAAGUAACCCUGACAAAGUACGAAGGCAUGGAAGAUGCCCACUUAACCCUGAGGAAGUAGGUCUUAUGCUAAGGGCGUUAGGCUUUGGAAGUGAUGUGCAAGUGUACGUGGCAUCUGGAGAUGUAUAUGGAGGUGAGGAAACAUUAGCACCCCUCAAGGCUCUUUUCCCGAACUUACAUUCAAAGGAGACCAUACUUAACAAGGAAGAGUUGGCACCAUUUGCGCCAUUUUCUUCUCGCAUGGCAGCCAUUGAUUUCAUAGUAUGUGAAGAAAGCGACGUUUUUGUCACCAAUAACAAUGGUAACAUGGCUAAAAUGCUGGCUGGAAGGAGGAGAUACUUCGGCCACAAACCUACCAUUCGACCAAAUGCUAAGAAGUUGUACAGGUUGUUUAUGAACAAAAGUAUUAUGACUUGGGAAGAAUUUGCAUCCCGGGUUCGAACGCAUCAGGUGGGCUUGAUGGGAGAGCCUAAUGAGUUAAAGCCUGGCAUGGGUGAGUUUCAUGAAAAUCCAUCAUCUUGCAUAUGCCAAGACGUUGAGGCAAAAGCUGGGGAAGUUCCCUAUCCUCGAAAUCAAACUCGUGACAGUCUUGAAGGUAGUAAGAUGGAUAAUAAAAAUGCGGAUAUUGGUGAUAUGACAGAAAAGCAGUUUAGUGAGGAGGAGAAGGAGUGGUCUUUUCUCAACGCGGAGUAUUUGGACAGUUGAAGUCAGAUUCAUCUUCAAGGAUAUAUAACAAAUUUAGUACCUGGUUUUCCAACAAAACCUGAACUUUAGAAGAAUUCUUUCCAGAUUUGCGGAAAGAGAUAGUCUCAUUCAUGCUUCCAAAUACACUUCUAACCCACUUAUUCAGCAUACAUUUUUUGUCCGUGGCGUUUGUCUCCAUGGACGGGAAUUUUUCCUUACUGUGGAUAGUUGUGUAUAGAAGAUUUUGAUUUGAUCAUGGAGGGCUGCUUCAAGUAUUUAGUGAAUAUAGAUUGACAAGGAA
Molecule: messenger RNA, 2101 nt
Organism: Prosopis cineraria
Lineage: Eukaryota; Viridiplantae; Streptophyta; Magnoliopsida; Fabales; Fabaceae
Product: protein ROOT HAIR SPECIFIC 17
Source: RefSeq, a predicted model, not a curated record